Messenger RNA from Ceratina calcarata, 1999 nucleotides. RefSeq lists its product as uncharacterized. The record is from RefSeq and is a predicted model, not a curated record. The transcript has 4 exons. The coding region runs from base 152 to 1654 and encodes 500 amino acids. Lineage: Eukaryota; Metazoa; Arthropoda; Insecta; Hymenoptera; Apidae.
UCGCUAUAAAAGACUCCGGAGCUACCAGGAAUUUGUCAGAGGAGUGACGAACCGUAACUUUUUUUUUCUUCCAAAAAUAGGAAAGAGGAUUAUAGAGGCGGCAGCCUUUGCCGUUUUCGUCUUCGCGCGGUGACACCCCUUAAACCUGAAGAUGAAGCCUAGCCUGCUAUUCCUGUGCUGUUUCCUUUUUGUCUCCACCUUUGGGGAGCCGAUAAGGACAAAAAAAGAAGCACCCUUAAGCCCACCCCCGAGCCAGUAUAGUCCACCAUCGACUUCUUAUGGUGCUCCAAGCGGAGGAAGUUCUUACAGUGCACCGUCUGACUCGUACGGUGCUCCUCCACCACCACCGUCUUCCUCUUAUGGCGCACCAUCCUCUUCCUAUGGUGCACCGUCGUCUUCCUACGGAGCCCCGACAGGAGGAGGCUCUCAUGGUGCCUCGUUAUCGUCUUACAGCGCUCCGUCCUCUUCCUACGGUGCACCAUCGUCGUCUUAUAGCGCUCCAUCCUCUUCCUAUGGUGCACCAUCAGCCCCGUCCUCUUCCUACGGUGCACCAUCAUCGUCUUACAGCGCUCCAUCCUCUUCCUACGGUGCACCAUCAGGCCCAUCGUCAUCCUACGGUGCUCCAUCCUCUUCCUAUGGUGCUCCGUCAGCUCCAUCGUCCUCCUACGGUGCCCCGUCAGGACCAUCGUCCAGUUAUGGUGCACCGUCCGGCCACGGAUCCUUCGAUCAAGGUUACAGCAGCGGAGGCGACGACCACCACGGUGGAUCCUUCGGCGGAGACCAUCACGGUGGAGGAGGAUUGUCCUCGUCGUACGGACCCCCGUCGCAAUCUUAUGGACCACCGGCGCAAUCGUACGGUCCACCAGCCCAGCCCCAAGGACGAUGGGAGAAGAAGCUGACUUGGAAAGCUGAAUGGAAACAGGUUUGGAAGAACGAGCAGAAGCUCAUCUGGAAGCAAGAAUGGAAGAAAGUCCAGGUGCCGGUGUGGAAGGAAAUCCAAGUGCCAGCCUGGAAGGAAGUGAAGGUGCCUGCUUGGAAGAAGGUUCAGAAACCUGUAUGGAAGGAGAUACAGGUGCCAGCGUGGAAAGAAGUUCAGGUGCCCGCUUGGAAGAAAGUCUGGAAGCCGGUAUGGAAAGAAGUGAAGGUCCCUAUAUGGAAAGAGAUCCAAGUGCCCGAUUGGAAGAAGAUUUGGGUGCCCGAAUGGGUGAAGAUCGGCAUUCCUGGCGAACAGUACGUUGGUAAGGAUCAUCAUGGCUGGCAGUACACUAGCCACGACUUAUGGAAGAAGAAGCUGAUCUGGAAGCCUGUUUGGAAGAAGAUCUGGAGGACAGAGAAGAAACAAGUUUGGGUCAGCGACAAGAAGCUCGAGUGGAAGGCGGAGUGGAAGCAGAUCUGGAAGACGGAGAAGAAACAGGUAUGGGUGACGGACAAGAAGCUCGUGUGGAAGGAGGAAUCCGUUCAAGUUUGGGUGCCCGAGAAGAAACAGAUCUGGGUCACGCAGAAGAAGCAGGUGUGGAAGGACGAGUGGAAGAGUAAGACGGUGCCCGUUUGGAAGGACGUCCAGGUUCCCGCGUGGAAGAAGGUGUGGAAGCCCGUCUGGGAGAAAGUUUGGGUGCCCGAACCCCACCACGACGAGCACCACGGGUACAAGUAAAAUUGUAUUCCAAAGAGAUUCGCUUCCUCGUUACGUCGCUACCGGGACGUUGUUAAGUUUUGUUUCUCCGCUAGUGUGGGAGGGUUCAGAGGUCGAGAGAGCCGCGCUCCUCUCGUCGGGAAACGAGGAUUCUCGGCGAAUUAACAAAAUUCGUGAUACCGCCACGAAACUGAUAUAAUACUUAAGAGUUCUGAUAACGGAAACGUCUCCACGUUAUCUCGUAGGGAAAAAGAAUGUAAUGACGCUGUUUGUCCGCAUCGCGGACAGAGCGAUCAUGACACGAUGUAAUUAUUUUGUUACUUGUAAAUAACGAUAGUGGUGUAAACGUAUCGAUAUUUUUGUACG